Salvia splendens (bonfire salvia) is the source of this 1581-nucleotide messenger RNA. RefSeq names its product stemmadenine O-acetyltransferase. The record is from RefSeq and is a predicted model, not a curated record. Bases 78 to 1391 code for a protein of 437 amino acids. The transcript has a single exon. Lineage: Eukaryota; Viridiplantae; Streptophyta; Magnoliopsida; Lamiales; Lamiaceae.
UUCUUCUUCUUAAAAAGAAAUCUAGCACUUGCUCAUUUACACAUAGAGAAGUUAUUCCUUUACAUUGAAAUUUCCACAUGAUCAUGAACAUCGAGAUUAUAUCCAAUGAGAUGAUCAAGCCUUCUUCUCCAACUCCAAACCACCUCAGAAACUACAAACUCAACCUAUUGGAUCAGCUCAUUCCAGCUGCCUACGCUCCCAUUGUAAUCUUCUUCCCAAAUCACGACGGCAUCGCCAUCUCUUUUCAAGUCGAUCUGCUCAAGAAAACGCUCUCGGAAACAUUAACGCACUUCUUCCCGCUUGCAGGAACGAUCAAAGCAGACGAGCUCUCCAUCGACUGUGAUGAUCAAGGUGCUUGCUUCACCAAAGCAAAAGCAAACUGCAGUUUGAAUGAUUUUCUCAAGCGCCCUGACCUCAAACAGAUAGCACAGUUCCUCCCGUGCGGGCUGACCAGCACGGGGCUCUCCAUGACCAACGUGCAAGCCACUGAAUUAGAGUGUGGUGGGAUUGCUCUUGGUGUGUGUAUAUCUCAUAGAGUUGUUGAUGGAGCUGCAUUGAGUUUCUUCCUCAAGUUUUGGGCUAAUGCUACUGCUGCUAACGAGAAACCCUCGUUCGCUCCUGAUUUCACCGCCUCUUGCCUCUUCCCUGUCGAUGGCUCGUGGCUCAGGGAUGCAUCAAUGGUGAUGUGGGGUUCUUUGUUCAAGAAGGGGAAGUGUGUUACUAGAAGAUUUGUGUUUGGUAGCGCGUCGUUGGCCUUGCUCAAGGAUAGAGCAACUGGCGUGGGUGGCAGUAGUCCUACACGGGUGGAGGCCGUCUCUGGCUUCAUAUGGAAACAUGCAAUGGCUGCGUAUGCUGAGAGAUGUGGUGCCAAGAAUGAGCCUUCUCUACUCACACAUUUGGUUAAUCUAAGGAAAAGGGCAGUCCCAAAUUUCUCACAAGAGUCUCUUGGCAACUUGAUGUGGAUAGCAAGUGCAAUGUGUGGAGGUGGGGGUGAUUUGGGGCUUCCUGCGCUGGUGGAUAAAGUGAGGAGGUCGAUAUCCGUUGUAGAUGGAGAGUGUGUGAAGAAGUUAGGAGGUGAAAAGGGAUCGAAAAUUAUUCUCGAGUGCAUAAAAGAGAUUGAACAAGUGGGGAGUGAGAAUGUGCACCAUUUAGGGUUUUCGAGCUGGUGCAAAUUAGGGUUCUACGAUAUCGAUUUUGGGUGGGGGAAGCCGGUUUGGGUUAGCAACAUCGAUACGAGCGGGCCGUGUUUUAUGAAUCUUGUUGUUUUGAUUGACAUGAGAAGUGGUGAUGGAAUGGAAGCUUGGGUGACACUGGAGGAGCAAGAUAUGGCUGCCUUGGAGCAUGAUCAAGAGUUCACAAGUUUUGCCUCAUUGAAUUCAAGCCCCCUCUAAUUCAAGACUUUUUCUUUGAUUCUGUUUUCUUGGUUGUUAGACCAAGGGAUUCACCGGCAAACCUAGUGACUAUUACUCGUGCUGAUAUAUAUGUAUACAACUCGAAAGGUUACACAAUUGACCCAAAAAUUUAAGGGUGUUUUAUUUUAAGAUGUAGACUUUUUUGAAUGCAGGCAAGUUUUGUUCUUUU